This is a messenger RNA of Australozyma saopauloensis, 2424 nucleotides long. It is a transcript of the gene NOP14, whose product is annotated as snoRNA-binding rRNA-processing protein. Gene Ontology annotation, biological process: maturation of SSU-rRNA. The transcript has a single exon. Bases 1 to 2424 code for a protein of 807 amino acids. NCBI's taxonomy places the organism in Eukaryota, Fungi, Ascomycota, Pichiomycetes, Serinales, Metschnikowiaceae. Gene Ontology annotation, cellular component: Noc4p-Nop14p complex; small-subunit processome; nucleolus. The record is from RefSeq and is a predicted model, not a curated record.
AUGGCCGGUUCCCAGCUCAAACAGCUCAAAGCAUCACUUGCAGCCAAAGGGCUUGUAGGCCAAACUAACGGCAAGAAGGGGAAAAAAAUUGCAGCUUCUGAUACUAGACGUGAUCAAGCAGCCAAGACGCGCGAUUUGGAUGAGAUUCGUGGAGAAUUCAAUCGUUUUGAUACCAAAGUGAAUAGAACAAAAAGAGACUACACCAUAGUCCAAGGAGGAGCUUUUGUCACAGCUGGAAAACAGCAAAACAACCGUUCUUCGCGCACAAAUGGAGGUGUUGAAGCGGCAAUGCGCGCCGAAUAUGAAGCAGAAAAGAAGCAACGCAAUAGAACUGGAGGAAUGGUCGAUCGUAGAUUUGGAGAGAACAACGCCAAAAUGACACAGGAGGAGAAGAUGUUGCAGCGUUUCACUAGAGAAAGACAACUGAAGUCAGGUGCUUUCUCCUUGGGCAGUGAUGAUGAGUUCGGAAACGACGAUGACGAUGCUAAUGGAGGUUUUACCUUGACACAUUCGGGCAGAAGCCUUGAGUUUGACUCGCCGCUGCUCGGUCAUCUGGAAGAAAUCCCUAAUUAUGUGGAUGAGGAUGCAGUUGAGACCGGCCCUGCUCGUAAGAAGUCUAAACGUGAGGUCAUGGCCGAGAUCAUCGCCAAGUCCAAGUUCCAUCGUAAAGAGAGACAAAAGGCUUUUGAAAAAACACAGGAGGAGAUUAUGGACUUGGACGAAGAGUUUGGUGAUGUUGUGGGAGCCCUUCGGGGUCAGCGUACUGCCCGUCCCGCCGCAAUUGUGCCCAAAUCUCAACAAGACAUUGAGUAUGACGCCAAAAUGCGCGAGUUGACAUACGACAGAAGAUCCGUCCCCGCCGACCGUACCAAGACCGAUGAAGAGAUCGCACAAGAGCAUCGUGAAAAAAUGCAACGUUUGGAACAAGACAGAAUCAAUCGUAUGACCGCGCUGAGGGGUGAUGAAGAUGGAGCUGAUGCAGAUGAUUUGGACGAUGACUUCUGGGCAGGAAGUGACGACGAAGAAGGUCAAGCCAUUGGCGAGGACGGCGAGGAAGAAGACGACGAAGAGAGUGGCUCGCAAGAUGAAGGAUCCGGAGAGUCCUCUGGAAGACCAAAGUCAAGUCGAUACCAAAAUGCACCCGUUGCUAAGAUGCCAUCCAAUCAUGCAGAGUUCGCAGAGGCAGUAGAGAACAUGGAGAAUUCACAAGUCAUGGACCAUAUCAAGACAAUUGGUCGCGUUUUCCAUCCACGUCUUGCCGAGGGAAACAAGCAAAAGAUGGACCAAUUUGUGGCCAUUAUCUUCGAGCACAUUCUUUUUCUCGGGCAACAAAGCCAGCCAAAUGCUGAAUUGAUUGACGAUCUCAUCAAACUCUUGCGUACGAUGGCUGAACAAUACAACGAGCUGUUGGUACAGACAAUUCGAGACAUAAUGAAGCAGGUGGAGACUCGUGUUGUGUCCCAGACAGUGGAGAAGCAAGACCUUGUGUUUUUCGUAGCCUUGGGAUACCUUUUUUCAGCCUCUGACCAUUUCCACUUGGUCAUCACCCCAGCGCUCAUUCUUAUGAACCAAUUCCUUUCUACAUGCAUGGCCGAGGAGAAGACAGCUCUGCCGCAACGUCUUGGCCAGGGUCUUGUUGUCUGUGAAAUUUUGUUGCGCUACCAAGACUUUGCUAAGCGUUUCGACCCUGAGGUUGUGCGCUUCGUCGAGAAAACCUUGCAGUGGCUUCUUCCUGAGCCAACCAAGAUUUCCACAACACUCAGUAGUGGUAGACCACGUGGGCAUUUGAAUCUUGACAAGUCGUUUAAGCCCAAGGCCGUUCAGGGAUCUCUUAGCAUCCUGCUGUUGUUCGUUGACACCAAGAACUCCAAUCAGCUCAAGUUUGAACUCAUCGCGCGCACCGUCGACGUUAUCGAUAACUGCACUUCCUUGUGGAGAGACAAGAGCGCAGCUAUUGAGGUUUUGAGCUCGUGGCAAAAGCUACUUCAACAUACCGCCAGAUACUAUGGCGCUUUCCUACCCAAGCUCGCGGACAAUUUGUCGAGACACCAAAAGCUUCUCAGUAAUAUGCAGCAAAGCAGAAAGCCAUUGGCAUUGCAAGAACACAGAAAGAUCGCCAUCAAGACGUUCGCUCCUCGUUUCGAGGAGAAUUUCAACCCAGACAAGAAGUCUUACGACCCCGACAGAGAAAGACAGGAAGUAAACAAGAUCAAGGCUCAAAUCAAGAAGGAGAAGAAGAUGGGUUUGAAGGAGCUCCGGAAGCAGACCCGCUUUGGCGCCAUCCAGCAAAUCGAGGAGAAGAAACAAAUGUACUCGGACUAUCACCGGAAGAUGGCCAACAUUGUCAACUCGAUUUCGACAGUGGAGGGUGCAGAGAAAAACCAGUACGAGCGGGAGAAGAAGAGACGUCAAAACCAGAAAUAA